CCGUAAUAAUAAUCGUCGUGUCCGACGAAACCAUAUUCGCACCCGAAUCGACCCAAUGAAUGAAUUUAACAAGCGUGAAUUCAGGGCUCGUUUUCGGUUUCACAAAGACGAAGUUGGAUAUCUGUACCAUUUAAUUGAUGGUCCACGAACAUUGGAUCCAAUUGUCAUACGUCGAAAUUUUACUUUACCCGGGAUUACUAGACUUCUGAUUGCAUUACGGUUUUACGCCAUUGGAACAUUCUAUCAAGCUAUCGGCGAUUUGUUCGGCGUUACUAGAGAUACUGUCCAAAAAUCUGUGUUUGACGUAUCAUAUUUAAUCGCCAGUAAAUUACGAAAUCGUUUUAUUUCACUGCCACGGACACCACAAGAAAUACUGAAUGCGAAAUCGGAGUUCAUGCGGCUGAGCGGAUUCCCACUUUGCAUCGCUGCAGUGGAUGGAACGCACGUCCUCAUUCAAUCAUACGAAGGUCAUGAUGCUGAGAUUUAUCGAAAUCGAAAAAUGACAUUCUCGCACAAUUGCCAAGUGGCAGUUUCAGCCGACGAUCGAGUCCUCGAUAUCGUGUCACGUUGGCCCGGUUCGGCACAUGAUUCGACAAUUUUUACCCAUUCAAAUAUGUAUCGUCGCUUCAGCUUUGGUGCAUUUGGCGAUUCUUCGGUAGUUGUUGCAGACUCUGCAUAUCCACCAAAUUAUUUUAUUUGCAAACCAUUGGAAACAGUCGAUAGUGUUGGUAAACAAAACUAUCAAUAUUGUCAAAUUAAAACUAGAAAUGUGGUUGAGAGAGUCAACGGCCAAUUGAAAAGACGAUUUGCCAUUUUAAGAAUGGGACUCAGAUUCAAGACAAACAAAAUUGCACAAGAUAUUGUCGUAAGCUGUUGCAUUUUGCACAAUUUACGUAAAGAAUUCGACCAAAAACCCAAACACUAUACACCAUUAGAACAGAGACAGCAGAUUGAGAUUAGUGAACAUUUCCAACAACACGCACAACACUCACAACAAAUUCGAUUGCAAAAUUAUCUGAUUGACAAUUACUUUCAAUAA
Molecule: messenger RNA, 1039 nt
Organism: Sitodiplosis mosellana (orange wheat blossom midge)
Lineage: Eukaryota; Metazoa; Arthropoda; Insecta; Diptera; Cecidomyiidae
Product: putative nuclease HARBI1
Exons: 4
Source: RefSeq, a predicted model, not a curated record